AUGCCUGACGACUCUCCCUCAGCAGAGAUCCCCUCUCUCUCAUCUCUACACAUCUCCGACGCGACCGAGAACAUGCAGCAAGAGGACAACAGCGCUCUCUCCGUCAUGGCGGACCAAGCAGCCAACUCGUCGCCACCCAAAUCGUCUAUGUACCCCGAACUCCACAACUACGUCGCUGAGAGCCUCGACGAAGAUGGCCUGGUAUACUCAUUCCGGGAUCACGACAAAAAGGUCGACAUCAAGCGCCAAUACGACACCAAGACCAUCGGAGAGUUUGUCUGUGACAAUAAAGCUUGGUGUUCCCAUCACUGGCAUAGCAACUCUAUCGCCAUCACCAUUCAGGAGUAUGAAGACAAGUCAUACAAUGUCGUCGUGUACCACCAGCUCUGCAGCAAAUGCAAGAGGUCGACCCGUGCAACACUUGACAAACUCUGUUACUCAGACAGAGUUGCGUACCGACUUAAGAAAUGGAAUGGUAUCCAUGCCAAACAGCUCGUCCGGGAGGUGGAGUCCAAGGGAGAUCACAAGGAGAAAUUGUGCGAGGGCUGCAUCAAAGGCCUCUGCAGCAAGAAGAAAUCGUCAGCUAAACGCUUUUUUUGA
Molecule: messenger RNA, 600 nt
Organism: Fusarium sp. VM40
Lineage: Eukaryota; Fungi; Ascomycota; Sordariomycetes; Hypocreales; Nectriaceae
Source: the annotation of a GenBank genome assembly